Tribolium madens (black flour beetle) is the source of this 3689-nucleotide messenger RNA. RefSeq names its product serine-rich adhesin for platelets-like. NCBI's taxonomy places the organism in Eukaryota, Metazoa, Arthropoda, Insecta, Coleoptera, Tenebrionidae. The record is from RefSeq and is a predicted model, not a curated record. The coding region runs from base 303 to 3596 and encodes 1097 amino acids. The transcript is spliced from 5 exons.
GUCAAACCGGUUACCCUUAACGUCAAAUUUCUCAUUUAUCAUUUUUAUAAAAAAAUUGUUAAUUGUUAACCUAUGAAAGUGUAAAUUAGUCCGUUGUGUCGUGUUAUCAGUACAAUAUUUUAUACAUUGAAGUGAGAGUUGUAGAACAAAAUUGUGUCUUUUAAAGAGUUGGAUUGUACGUUGUAGUUAGUGGAGGUUAAUUGAAGAAGUUUGUUGAAAAAUGAGUCUAUAACCUUAAUCUCAUCCAAUAGCAAGUGUUUAAUUUUGUGGCUCAGUGUAAAGGAACACAUUUUGCCCCCAAAAUGUCACAAUAUUCAAGAACUAACAAUUCGUUUAUGACUCCACCAAGGGCAUCAUUUCGAAGAUAUUCGUUAGCAGAUACAAGUUCGCUUACACCAACAAGACAGACAAAUGCACUAUACAAUGCUCAUCUCAGUACCAAAAUUGACAGUAGAAGUCCUGGUUACGCAACCCGAGUGGUACAGUACAGCGAAGAACAGAAAAAAUCCAGGCCUAGUCAUCAAAAGAAAUAUAACAAAUUAGGCAGCUUUCCCAUAGUACAUUUUUUCAAAAAAGAAUUACCAAAUUUGAAAAGAAAGGGUAGUGAAUGUAACAUUUCUCAAAUGAAUUCGGCUGAGCUCUCAAGAUUUAACAGUCCUGAACAGAAUAGAUUACUAUUAGAAAAAAUAAUCAAAAGUAGUCCAAACAAUGAUACCAUUUCUCAUAAAACUGAAACAAACACAAAGAGUGUUUUAGACGCCUUGAAGGAAAUUUCGCGAAAAAGGAUUCAUUCUAAUGAGGAAGAAUUUAUAUUGAAAGAUGAGGGCAAAAGGUUACACAAGGAGUAUGACAACGAAGGGACAUCAAGGAAACGGUUAAGGCAAAACUCUUUAAGUCCUUCAAGUCGAUAUUCUUCAAUUAGUGAAUUAAUCGCUUCUCAUUCCUCAAUGGAUGGAUAUUUAGAAGAGGAGACAAAGAAAGAAAAAGUUAUAGUUCCACCAGUCUCCCAGUUGAAGAGCCCUACUGUAUCGAAGAAAUGUGUUAACGUUGAAACUCAAACUGUACCUUCUGAACCCACAGACACCAAUAAAGUACUGACACCACAAAAGGAAGAAAAAGAAAAUAUAAGUGUUAAUGAAGCUCGUCUACCAGUUAAAGUGAAGAAAGCUUCUCCUCUUAAAAUUUUUGAUGAAACACCUUUAGAAACAAUGAGGAAGAAUAGACUUACUGCUUUGAUGGGCUCAGUUCAAAAUAAAAAUCAAAAACAAGAAGAUGUGGCGAAAAGUGAAGACAAAUCAGUUUUGGGAAAACCGCUCGUAUCCAUACUAACACAGACUAAGAGUCCUCACAAAAGUAACAAACAUGUCACUUUUGAUAUCCCGCAAUCGGAAAAUUCUGUAGUUGCAAGUACUAGUUUAACAAAUUUGAUUCCGUUUAGCGAAAGUACUAAUUCACCGAAAAUUAUAGAAGCUGUAACUAGUACUUCGACAGCAAUUAGUACGCCGAUUGUUUCAGCGAGUGUGGUAGAAGUGCCCCCUAUGACUUUUAAAGCUGCAGGCGAUGUACCACCCACUUUAACUUCAACUCCACCAGCUAGUAAAACUCUAGGUCUUGGAAAUCAAAAUUCAUUUACUGUUUCCAAUACCACAAUUAGUACAUCUAUGUUUACAAGUUUACCCACCAUCAAAUCAAGUGAAUUGAAAUCUACUACUGAAAAUAAAACUACACCAAGUUUUUGCAUUCCAAGUCAAAAUAUUGAACAAAAAAGUCCUACUAAUGCAAGUACUAAUAAGGAAAGUAUCACACAAGCAAAUAUGACCAAACAAGACAUCCAGAACAAAUUUACGUUUGGAAAACCCAUUGAACCGAUACCAACUAAACCAAGUGUACCAACAAUAUCUGGAAACUCAACACAGCAAGGCGGAUUCAAAUUUGAACUUAAGGAACCUUCAGCUAAUGUUGGUACUACCGCAUUGUCGUCACCAUUUCAAUUUAAGAGUCCCACAGUAACUUCAACAAUAGAAAAGCCAGUUAGUAAUAGUAGCAACACUUUCGCUGCUAUCAAGCCAGCAAAUUCCUUAAAAUUUGGACAAGUCACUUCUUCCAAUGCAGUUACUAGUACUCCUAUGUUUGGUUUAACAACAACUUCUAAUCAGAGUGAUUCUACCAAUAAGAAUUUUGUAAUGCCGUCUGCUACUAUGUUUUCGAUGAACAAAACUACUACCACUAGUAGUUCCCCAAUUAGUACAUUUAUGAGGCCGUCAAAUACUCUUCAAACAACAAGUUCAUCAAUGUUUUCUAAUACUCCACCAUCGUCUAAUAAUAAACCAUCAAUGUUUUCUUUUGGUAGUACUAGUACCGCUACUUCAACUUCAACAUUUGCUCCAAGUUUUGCACCUUUGGCAGCUCCAGGGCUGUUUGAACCCAAAUGCGUUGUAAGUAGUACCACAAAACCGUCCUUGAGUUUUUCGGCUUCAAAUACUUUUGCGAUGUCUCCUAUAACUACUGCUAAUUCAGGUGCUCCCUCUUCAAAUACUUUUGCCUUACCUACUAUGACGACGACUAAUUCGAAUAAACCCUUCGCAAGUGGGUCCUUAAUGUUCAAUAAGCCGGCUACUGGUUUUAGCACCACUGUUUCAACGUCCCGAGCUUCAGUUAACCCAACCUCAACUGUUUCAACAUUUUCAAACACUCCAGUUUUUAGUAGUAGUAACACUGCUCCAAAUUUUGGUAGUGAUGGGGGAAAACCAGUUUUUGGGCAAACAUCGUCUGCCUCAUUCUUUGGUAGCACCGGUUCAAAUUUUGGUGCCACAACUUCUACUUUUGGUACAACCCCAACGUUUGGUACUACAACUACAACUCCAGCUCCAGCUUUUGGAGUAAAUAAUAAUAAUAAUAAUGUCUCAGGGAUCAGUAGUAAUCCCACUUUAGGUCAAAACGUAUUCGGAGCUGUUGUAACAACAACAAGUAGUAUUUUUGGCGGUUCUAGUACUUUUGGUACAACGAGUUCUUCCUUCGGCAACUCUUUUGGAAGUGGCCAAACUUCCGCGUUUAACGUUAACGAACCCAAAAAUCUAUCAACUCCAUCAUUUGGUACUUCCGGAAAUUCCACUUUUGGCAUCACGACUACCGCUAGUUUCGGUACGAAUUCAACAGUUUUUACAACAACAGCAUCCGGUUUUUCGUCAAGUAACAACACAUUUUCUUCAACGUUCGGUGCAAGUUCAGCUUUUGAUAAGCCUGCAGAAGCAAGUCCAUUUGGUGGUGGCAGUACUGCUUUUGGAGGUAGUUCUUUUGGUGCAAAUCCACCAGUUACACAAAGUAAUGUUUUUGCUUUUGAUGUGAGUAAGCCGCCUGUAUUUUCAUUCGGUUCCACUGAACCACCUAAACCUUCGUUUAAUUUUACUGCUGGUUCGGGGAGUUUCGAUGCUGGUAAAGGGUUUGGUAGCAAUCCUCCACCGGCGUUUAAUACCGGUUUAUCGCCACAGUUUAAUAUGCCAGCUCCUGUGGGAACAGGAAUGUUUAAUAUAGGCAGUGGGGGGACAUCUACGCCCAGUAGGUCAAGAACAAUGCAUAAAACAAAACGAAGGACAUGAAUGUUUUAGCAAAAUUUUAUUUUAACUUGUUUUGUUUUAUUUUUAAGUCAAUUUGUAAUGCAGUAUAAAAAAUAAAGAACUUAAUUGAAAUUA